AUGCAACUCACCAGCUCCGUCCUCCUUUCCCUCGUCGGUGCCCUCGUCGGCACCUCCAUCUCCGCCUUUGCUGCCCCUACAGUCGGUGAAGGAGAGUUUGGACUCACUCUUCCUGCCAACAUCACCCGAGGCGUGCCCUUCGAGGUCACCUUCCAGGCCGACAGCGCUGCGAAGGGACCUACCUAUGUCUACGCUCAGUACGGCCUCGAGCUAGCGGACAAGGCCGUCUACCCUUCUCUAGGUCUUCCCGCCUUUGUGAAGGCCAACGGUGCCGCUGACACUGGCAAGUCUCUGACCAAGCGUCUCAAGAACGGCCACUUCACUCUGAAGCUCACCGUGCCCACCGUCAAGGACGAUGGACUCCACGGGUACCUCAAGGGCGAUGUUGUGCUGAGCAUGGCCCUCUAUGGUACCACUGGCGGAAGGAUGGACCCAAUCGUGACGCAGCUCAACCAGACCACCCACCUCUUUGCUCAUGCCAAGUAG
Messenger RNA from Microstroma glucosiphilum, 486 nucleotides. RefSeq lists its product as hypothetical. The transcript has 2 exons. The coding region runs from base 1 to 486 and encodes 161 amino acids. Lineage: Eukaryota; Fungi; Basidiomycota; Exobasidiomycetes; Microstromatales; Microstromataceae. The record is from RefSeq and is a predicted model, not a curated record.